ACAAUACAAGUCACCGUGUUGCCAUUGCAUAGCAUGGAAUUAAACCUUCUUCAGUGUAUAUGAUGUUUUGUGUUUUCUAGGUUAGGAUUUAGAAUUAUUUUGAUAUGUGAUGAAAAAUAUAACUUAUCUUUACCCUUACCUGAGUAAUUGUACACAUAAUGGAAAGCUAUUGAUUGGCUUAUCAAGCUUAUCAGUACCUCACUUGAAGUUAUCGCAAGUGGUUAGUAUUUAUUUCCAUUUCAGACUUUGCUAGAGAAUUGUUCGCAUUACAUUAAUUUUAGGCAAGAAGAAAGCCAAAAAUGCAAGCGAAGCCGACAACCAAUCUUCUGAAACAGCUCAGGGCUUUAAUGAAAGACCCGCAAUAUGUUUCAGAACCCAUUAACGCUUACAUUGUCCCUUCUGAAGAUGCUCACUUUAGUGAGUACAUAGCCCCAUGUGAUGAGUAUAGGGCAUUCAUAUCAGGUUUUAAUGGCUCGUGGGGCACUGCAUUGAUAACUGAAAAAGAGGCAUUGUUGUGGACUGACGGAAGGUAUUACCAGCAGGCUAGUAUGCAGAUGGAUAGCAAUUGGAUGCUGAUGAAGGAAGGAGUGCCAGAAAUACCAAAUUUGAGUGAAUGGCUAGCAAAAAACCUGCCACCAGGCUCUAAAGUAGGUCUUGACCCCAGGCGGUAUGACUUCAACCACUACAGUGCCUUAAACACUUGUCUUGAGAAUGCAGAUAAAAAAAUUGUGUUUAUGAACAAGAACCUCAUAGAAGUCAUAUGGAAAGAUAGACCAUUUCGCCCAGAAAAUCCUGUCACUCCUCUGCCCUACGAAACCACUGGAAGCACUGUCAAAGAUAAGUUCCUUCUAGUCAACGAGCAAAUGAAGGAAAAAAAUGCUAAACAUCUUGUGGUGAGCGCUCUGGACGAGGUAGCGUACUUCUUGAACUUGCGUGGAUCGGACAUUGAGUACAAUCCGGUGUUUUUCGCCUAUUUGAUUAUCUCCACAGACACUUUUACAUUAUUUAUCAACCAAAAGCAAAUUUCUGAUAAUGUAACUAAGCACCUGUCUUCGGAGUUUGAAGGGCAGUAUGUUAUCAAGGAUUAUGAAGAGAUAGACAACCAUUUGAACGCUCUGGCGAAUGAGAAGGAUGGAUUAGUGUGGUUUGCAGGAUCAUCGAAUGUCGCCUUGGUUACAUCUAUACCGAAAAAGAAUCGUGUGAUAACCGAUUUCACGCCCAUUUGCAUGAUGAAAGCAAUUAAGAAUCCUGUAGAGUCACGAGGUAUGAGAAACGCCCAUAUCAAGGACGCUGCAGCGUUAUGCUGCUACUUUGCUUGGCUGGAUAAAAACGUAGGGAAAAUGAAAAUCACAGAAAUAUCCGGCGCCACUAAGCUACGAGAAUUUAGGAAGAUGCAAAAAGACUUCGUCGGCGAUAGUUUUGCUACGAUCAGCUCUGUAGGAGCGCAUGGUGCAAUAAUUCAUUAUCAACCGCAACCAUCUACUGAUGUUGAAAUUGUUGUUGACCAAAUGUAUUUGUGCGAUUCAGGUGGUCAGUACAGGGACGGAACCACAGAUGUCACACGAACACUGUAUUUUGGCAUUCCUACCAAAUUUCAGAAAGAUUGCUAUACUAGAGUACUAAAAGGUAACUUUAAACGUCCAAAGAAGAGGUAUACAGAGAGAGGACACUGCGCGAAAUAUACAGGGUGUCCAGAAGGUUGGGAGUUUUCUUUUCAGAAACAACUACGUCUGAAGUAAUAAUGCCAAUUUGCGGUAAAACAGCAGCGAAACUAUAAAUAAGAAAUUGAAUAAAAAUGCUUACUAUUCAUGUGACAAGUAAUUUCAAGUACUGCCCUAUCACGGCUUUUGUUUGUAAAUACUGCUUGAAGUUCUCGUCUGUCGAUUCAAAAACACGAGUACUUCUUUCUAAAUUUGCAACAUUUGAGGCUGUAUAGGUUUUCUACUGUGUCUACCCAGACGACUUUUGUACGAUAUAAAUAUCAUCACGGACGUGUGCAGAUAGAUUUCUACACAGCUCUGUUGGAAACAUCAAUGACGACGUUCUGAAUACACUCGCGAGGUAUCAGUAGGAUCUUGAUUACGCUCACAGUAAACUAUCAUUAAAUCGAUAAGUACGUUAUUGUUGCAGGAAUGUGCCGAUUUCGAUUAUUCAAAUACGAUUUGUAAAUAAACUAGGUUAACCUACACACCACGCGGCGUUUGAUUGGGAUAAUGACUCGCCUCGUACAACAAAAUAUAUCGUACUUUUUGCAUAGGAGGCAGGGUCGGGUAGGCCCAUUAGAUUUUCGGAACUUUCGAAUAUUUCGAUUAUUUUAAAGCUUUGAUGUAUGUGUUACAAAGAAGAUUGUUAUUGUUGCAUAACCCAUAUGCUCUGUAAAGUCUCAUUUUUUAGGACACCCUGUAGUUAUAUUGAAGUGAUCGCAGUAACACAGUUGUAUUAUUAUUGCGCAUUAGUUUGUAGAAAAUAUGUUGCACACUUUUGGUAGACAUUUGAAAAGUUGGGGCGUGAAAAGUUUGUCCAAGAGGAGCUUUGACGUAUUUUGAUUUCCGAAGUAACUUAGGUACCUAUUUGACUCAGCUCGCACUUUAACAGCUUUAUUUGCUAAACUGCGAUCUAAGAUAACUAAGAUUCUAAGAAUGCUAUUUACUGGUUGACGGCAAAGAAUUAUCAAAAUACCUGUGAUUGAGAUUGAUACACUUGCAUAAAUAUUUUUCAUCGUGCACAUUGGGAAAAAAUAUAUAUUUGGUAACUGUCAUCUUACUCCUUUAAAUUGGUUUGGCCAGUCUAUCUAAUUUUAUUCACCUUGUCUAACUGCCUCCCCUUGAUAUGCCUCCUCUUUCCUUAGACUAAAGCUAUAUGAUGCCCUGAAGAAGUGUCUACAUUGUUGUGCUUUCCAUUUUCAUUUCGCUUUCAACUUCAGUUACGUCUUUCUGUAACUCCCGCAUUUCAUCGUUUUCGGCACGGGUAUUAUGUAAAAAACCUAUAAAACGUAAAAAAAACUCCUAUAAAAUGUCAUCUUGCAGACUAGGUAGUUUUUAGGGUGCAAACAGUCUUUCCACGUUUGCUCACUAGAAUCGUUGUGAGCGUCCAUCUAUGGAGGAAUGGCUCAACUACACGCAUUGUUGGUUGCAUACGUUUUGUGAAGUCGAAUAGUCUAAAGUUUUCAUCUCUGAGAAGAAAGUUUGUUGGAUAGCAAGAUCGCAUCUGGAUGAUUGUGUGUAUUGGCCUUCAUGUGUAUAAAAUCAGUGAUAUUUGCUUUGUGAGAAAAUGAUUACUGUAUAUGCUGCCAAUGAAGUAUAUCUAUUAGCUGUGCCCGUCGGGUUAUUUAUAUAUUGUCGUUUCUGAAGACAGGUUAUGUUCAAAGUUAUAAAUUACGUUUUUUACGUUUUCUUGCGUUUUCAAAAACUUUGAGAAGAAUCACGAGAUAUCACCACCGCGCCCGCGUUGUGUGUUCUUACUUAGCAUGUAUAUGACUUGUAAUUCGACAGCAUACAGAGAAUAUAAUUAUUUCUCAUCUCUCUUAUUUUUGAAAUUCCGCAAAUUUGCAUAUGUAAUUUCCAGAAUGGUUAGGAAAAAGUAGAUGCGCAACUAAUUUCUAGCUUUGAAUCCAAAGUAAGUGUAUUUGAGGAAAGAAUCCAGUGGAAUUAUCAUUAACACGAUAUUAUUAGCACACAAAUCCUCACUAUGCACCUAUACAUUGCCGCUACCUCCAGCAAUGCCAUCUCUGAAGCAGAUUUUACAUUACAUCAGAGCCAAACAUUUAUAACUGAGGCCUAAUGACGUUUAAACAAUACGUACAACUACAAAGCGAGUUGACAACGUGUCGAUCAGCUAGUGCCAAGUUAACAUCUUGUAGAAAAACCUUCAUAAUGUCACAAAAAACUAAUAUAAUAUCAAAAAAAAAAUAGACAUGUCACUUUUGAAGAUAAGUAAUUCCCGGGCGGGUUAGUGAAUAAAAAAACACUAUCAAAUUCUGUCAACUUCACACGGAUACAUUCACUGUACACUCUAAGGUAAAAGAAAAGGUUUACGAGUGUGGACAUUCCUUUGAGAAUAGGCAACAGUUCUUCCUGAUACAUUGCAAAUAUAAAUCUGCCAUUCAAAUGAGUUGUGAUUUUACCAAGUCGGUGCUCAAACCAGCACGUGGAACACCAAUUCAACCAAUAAGAACGCGUCUCUCAAGUAAUGGAUCUAAUGAAUAUUGUCGAUUUCUUCUAAGAUGUCAAUCAAACUAGAGACAAAUUAUACGCUUUGUUUAAGAUGGGUCCCUAAUUCCGAUAUUAAUUCAAGAAAUGCGUCAUAAAUCACUUGGUUUAGCUACAAAACCUUAUUAUUUCAUUCGAGUCUGAAAAAUAAGCAUUUGCGCCAUACAUGGGCGCAUGGACACAAAUCUGAUACAAUAUCUAGAUUAAUAUAACAGCAGUUAAACUUGCAUUUUAUUGAAAAAAUUGUAUCUCACUGUUCUUAUACAAAAUUCUGCUCGAAACAUUCUUUACAAAAUACUUAUUCUUUAAAAAACAUCUAGUAGUCAAUUUAUUCACCGUUAACAGAAACAUGUCGCGCACUCUACUGGACAGUAGAACUAGUACAUAACUACGCUGACAUCUGUAUGCAUGGAGACGGUUAAGAAAACAUACUAGACAGUUGUAUACUAAGUCAAUGAACUUAAUUGUCCCAUAUACAGUCUUUGUCCUGCAUACAUCAUAAUACAUACAUUUAACAUUACAUGCCAAAGUUCAUUUCUUACAAAUAUUAUUAUUCUAUCCUUACAGAGUUUAUACGUAUCUCCAAGCUGGUCUAACUCAAGCUGAUUUAACCUAAGCCGCAUUCACUUCCCAUUUGCACUCGAUAUAGUCUGGUUUCUGGUUUCUGACAUUUGACGUCUAUUGGGAUGAACAUCUGAACAGCAAGGGAUAUCCUUGCCCUAAGUUUCUACUGUUAGCAGUAAUCAAUAUGGACCAUAUUCAGAACUAUUUGCAUCUAACACCGAUGAAAAUGUACAUUCACCUACAUAUCUUCACUGACUGAAAAGCGAUUUUCUAAAAUUGUAUGUCACCUAUGUACACGAACUAGAAGAUAUUUCCGAUUCAUUAGCGGGAGGUAGGAUAAAGCGGUUGAUUAUUUCAACAUGCGAUUUAGUUAAACCAGUUUGAAGUAAAUCGGCUUGAGACGAACCUGUAAACUUACUGUAUAUUGACUUUAUUUAUCAUAUUCCAGGACAGCUAAAACUGGGUAGACUAAUCUUUCCAAGGAAGUUAUUAUGUAAUCAUUUGGACUCAUUUGCCAGACAGUUCCUUUGGCAAUCAGGACUUGACUAUGCUCAUGGCACAGGUCAUGGUGUUGGAGCCUUCCUGAACGUUCACGAAGGGCCCAUACGUAUGUCUUGGAGACCAAUUCCAGCUGAUCCUGGUUUAGAAGCUGGCAUGUUCAUAUCGAACGAACCGGGGUACUACCAAGAGGGAGAAUUCGGAAUGAGGAUAGAAGAUAUCAUGGAGGUUGUUAACGCUCAGACGCCACACAACUUCAGCGACAGGGGCUUUUUGACGUUUGAGACUGUCACACUGGUUCCGAAGAUGAAGAAGCUGAUCGAGGUUGACAUGUUGACUGAUGAAGAUAUUGAAUGUCUGAAUAGAUAUCACGCGACCUGCAGGAAGGUGAUUGCGUCUUUGCUAGAUGAAUUAGCUCAGCCUGAGGCUAAAGCGUGGCUUAUACGGGAGACUGAGCCGUUACGAAGAUGAUAAAAAUGCUAUAAAAUGUACAUGCUGUGAACAUUGUUUAUGAAUAAAAUUGCUGAAACCGAAAUUGGUGUUCAUUGGUUUUUAACUUAUAGUCAUCUCCACACCCGUGCGCUUUUCCGUUUCCCCUCACAUUGUAUAUAGGGUGUCGCAUAAGUCGACGUCAAGCCGGAAACGGGAGAUAGGAAGUCAUAAACGUUAUCAGAAAAAUAUAAAAAGAUCGAAGUCGUCUACUUUUCAAAUUAUAGGCUUAUUAAAAUCCACAUCCUGUGAUCUGUUAGUUCUGGUUACUACAAAUUUCAAUUUGAGCAACGGGAGUGUCAUUCUAAGUUGUGACAGCAAGACAGUAACGCCACUCUUAUUAAUUCAUGAUUGUGUAGUGCCACCAUGUUUGUGUAUACCGUACAGGAAUACGCCAACACGCAAAUAAUUUGUGAGGAAUGUUUAUGUGCUGCAGCUAGGCUCGUCAUCCCGAGCACAGAAUUUC
Molecule: messenger RNA, 6225 nt
Organism: Acanthoscelides obtectus
Lineage: Eukaryota; Metazoa; Arthropoda; Insecta; Coleoptera; Chrysomelidae
Source: the annotation of a GenBank genome assembly